Hordeum vulgare subsp. vulgare (domesticated barley) is the source of this 1210-nucleotide messenger RNA. RefSeq names its product E3 ubiquitin-protein ligase SINA-like 10. Gene Ontology annotation, molecular function: zinc ion binding; ubiquitin protein ligase activity. The record is from RefSeq and is a predicted model, not a curated record. Gene Ontology annotation, cellular component: cytoplasm. Bases 103 to 945 code for a protein of 280 amino acids. The transcript is spliced from 3 exons. NCBI's taxonomy places the organism in Eukaryota, Viridiplantae, Streptophyta, Magnoliopsida, Poales, Poaceae.
AUGUCUCCAGCCCCAACCCCAAGCCUCCAACCCAUUGUCUCUACUCUCUACUCUCCACUACUCCGUGAGAAGCUGUGAAGCUAAGCUAAGCAACGCGCAGGGAUGAUGAAGCAGAGCACGAAGAAGGCGAGGACGGCGCCCGUAAUCGGGGGGAGGCCAGAUGUGCCCCGUGGCCGCGGAGAAGAAACGGUGGAAGAAUCCGCCAAUGCUUACACCGUCGAGGCGGACGGACUGGGAUGCGAGAUCUGCUUCGAACCUUUUGGUGAUCAGAUCUUCAUGUGCAAGAAUGGGCAUCCUGCGUGCGGAACCUGCUGCAUCCGCAUGGACCGGAUCUGCUUCUGCGCCGAGCCCAUCGGCGACAUCCGGUGCCGGCCGCUGGAGAAGGUCCUGGCGGCCAUGACCAGGCCCUGCACCUAUGCCAGUUACGGCUGCCGUGAGAUCGUCAGCUACACAGGGAGGCGGAGCCACGAGGAGGACUGCCCGUACACGCCGUACUACUGCCCGUUCGACGGCUGCACCUACCACGGCAUGCAGCUGUACAACCACAUACACGACCGCCACGCCGCGUCCGCCGUGGUCGUGCCCACGGGAAGCCGUCGCGUCGCCGUCAGGCUGGAGAAGAAGAUGCCCUUCCGCGUGCUCCUGCACGGCGACGGGGCCAGAGUUUUCCUCCUGCUCAACGGCGGCGAAGUCCUGUCCGGGCGCUCGCUGUCGCUCGUCUGCAUGAGCCCUCGCCCCAUGGGGAAAGCCGAGGCCAGGUACAAGAUGGAGGUGAAGCAUUGGCGGAGCGCCCCGGAUACGCCCGUGCUGUUGAGCUCCGGGGCCGCGCCCUUGGUCCGGCGGCUUAAGGAUUUCCAGGCCCGAGGGUUCCUGUUCGUCCCCGACUCCUACUGGAACAUCGGCGACACCGUCUCGGUCACGGUGCAUCUCACCGACGGCUGGUGAUCGAGCUCCGUGGCUGACGCUGCACGCCGGUUUGGUUGGUUGAUGGUUAGCUAGCUUGUUGUGUUCCGGUCAAGAAGAAGAACAGUGGAGUAGUUCUUGGUUCCUUUUGCCUUCUAUAUAGUUCUUGGUUCCUUCUGCCUUUUAGUACUUACCAACUUAGUUUGUGUCAGGGAUCUGCCCGGCCCUGUGAUAUCUUAGCAACAUGUUAUGUAUGGUAUGUGACCUGAAGUUCAUCGGUAUCUAUGUUGGCGUGUUAACCGUGUUA